This is a messenger RNA of Fomitiporia mediterranea MF3/22, 1206 nucleotides long. Its product is annotated as MFS general substrate transporter. The transcript is spliced from 13 exons. Gene Ontology annotation, molecular function: transmembrane transporter activity. The record is from RefSeq and is a predicted model, not a curated record. The annotation marks the transcript as partial. NCBI's taxonomy places the organism in Eukaryota, Fungi, Basidiomycota, Agaricomycetes, Hymenochaetales, Hymenochaetaceae. Gene Ontology annotation, cellular component: fungal-type vacuole membrane. Gene Ontology annotation, biological process: transmembrane transport.
GCACUUGAAGAUGAUGUUCCAGAUGGUGGAACCGGAGCUUGGAUGAUGGUGGCAGGUGGUUUCUUAUUGUCUUUCAUCACAUUUGGGUACUUUGUUUCGUGGGGAACAUAUCAGGCAUAUUACGAAACAGUCUUGUUGGUUGAUAAUACACCAUUCCAGAUGUAUGUUCUUCCAGUUUGUUAUUCGCUCAUCUUCCUCCCCGGCCUUCUGGCUGGCCGCCUUUUCGACCUUGGUUACUUCAAGCAAACAUUAAUAUUUUCGCUUUCUGCCAUGACUAUAGCAAACUUCCUCACUGCCGAAUGUACGAAGUACUGGCAAUUUAUCCUUUGUCAGGGGCUACUUCUUGGGGUGAGUUGCUGCUGUAUAUACAUUCCGUGUAUUGCAGUUGUCUCUCAUUGGUUCAAGCUACGUCGACCAUUGGCAUUUGCGAUAGUUUCAUUUGGCAGUUCUGUGGGCGGGAUUGUAUAUCCUAUCAUUAUACGCAAUAUGCUCCCGGCUGUUGGGUUCAGAUGGACAGUUCGAGCUAUAGCGUUUAUCAACACCGCUGCAUCAAUCAUUGCAAUUUUUACUAUGCGCAGUCGACUUCCUCCUCCAAGUGUACUGCCGCAGUUAUUUGAUGUUCAUACGUUCACCUUGCCUGCAUAUGUAUUUUAUGUUCUUUCAACAUUCAUAUGCUUUCUUGGUCUUUAUACUCCACUUACAUUCCUUAGUGUAAGUGCCGAGUUAAUUGGCAUCGACUCCAAGUUUGCCUUUUAUCUUGUUGCAAUUGCAAAUGGAGCCUCAGCAAUUGGUCGCCUGACUAGUGGAGCAAUUGCUGUAAAGUAUGGCCCUGUCAACGUCAUGGUUAUUUUUACAGCCCUUGCUGCAGCAUUUACUUACAGUUGGCCAUUUGUGGAAACUAAGAGUGCAUUUGUUACUGUAACGGUUUUGUAUGGGAUUACGUCUGGUGCAUUUAUCUGUCUCUUUGCUAUCCCUGUUGCUCACCUUGGUGCAACACAUGAUGUUGGCCGAAGAACUGGAAUGCAGAUGACUAUUAUGGCUUUUGGUGCUUUGGCUGGCCCACCUAUCUCAGGUGCAAUCAAGCAGAAGCAUAGUACUUUCAAGGAGGUUGGCAUCUAUUCAGGAACUAUGGUUGCUAUCUCUAUUGUCCUAAUGUUACUAAGCAAGUUUUAUGCACUAAAAAAACUGUAUCAUGGAAAGUUUUAG